ACAGGUCGGGAGCCAACCAGACGCCGCCAUUCUCCCCGUGCAGCCAAUGAGAAGCAGGGGGCGGGCGGUGGCGCCAAGCGUGGGGCUCAGUUGAAUGUGCCGGGGCGGCGGCUGCGGGAGAACAGCGUUUUAGAAUGCCAAAAAUGAUCAUGGAAAAAAAAGAAAAGAAGGCAGAAAAGAAGGCAGAAAAAAGAAAAAAGCUGAAGCAACAUGUGGCUCAAAAGGACGAGCUGGAAUUGGAAACUAAACCGAAGAAGAAGAAGCAAAAGCUGCAGGCUACAAAAGAAGAGGAAGAGCUUAUUGCAGAGGAAGAGGAAGAACUUACUCCAGAGGAAAAGAGAAAACUGGAAAGAAAAUUAAAAAAAGAGCGCAAGAAGAGGGAGAAGCAGCUGAUGAGGGAAGCUGGAAUCUCCAUUAAAAAGGUGGAGCCCAAAAAGCCAUCGGGAUGUGAGCAGGCUCUGGCCUAUUUAACCAGCUGGUCUAAAACCCCAGAUGAAUGGAAGUUUCAAAAGACAAGACAGACGUGGCUCCUCCUGCACAUGUAUGAUAAAGAGAAGGUUCCAGACAAGUAUUUCACCAUUUUACUGGAUUAUCUGCAAGGGCUUCGGGGCAAUGCACGAGACAAAACUGUGCAGAAAGCUGAAGCUUUUAUGAAAGAAUUUGAUGGUUCUGAUGGAGAAGACCCAAACCUGCUGGAGAAGUGUGAGCGCAUCAGACAAGUUCUACAGCUGCUGUCCUGAGAGUAUUUCUGUGUCAUAAUUGUUGUCUGGUGGAGGGAAGGAGAGGAUUUCACAUACAGAGGCUGUAAAGGAUUUGUAAAGAUAAUACUAAAUUUUAUACUCAUGAUUUUUUCCAACUGAAAAUAUUUAUUGUGUUUGGAGGUGAUGAAAUAAAAAAUAACAUUUAUAGCCCA
Molecule: messenger RNA, 913 nt
Organism: Oenanthe melanoleuca
Lineage: Eukaryota; Metazoa; Chordata; Aves; Passeriformes; Muscicapidae
Gene: CHLSN
Product: chromosome 14 C7orf50 homolog
Exons: 5
Coding region: 135-740 (201 amino acids)
Source: RefSeq, a predicted model, not a curated record